AUGCAUCCGGUUACAGAAGCUCCUGGAAAAGGAAAAGGAAAAGAUGAUGAUAUCCAUACUAACAAUAAUUUUCAAGUAUUUAUCAAAGUUAACAAGAGGGAAAAAAAGAAUGGAUUAAAAAUAAAGAAUUUAAUAGUGAAUUCCACAAAAGUCCUAGAUGAUUCUAUUAGCCAAAGACAGGAAGCAAACAUGGAAAUCGGGCAACCUAGUGGCAUCAAAGAACCUCUCAUUCACAAUUGCAUGAAAAAUAGGGAAGACGUUUCAGUGCUUAACAAUUGCAACAAAAAGAAUAUUGCUGCUCAACCUAGUGACACUUUUUAUUUCGAUGAAUUGGAGAAUAGAAAUUGCAGCGAGGAAGUUAUUGAAGCUUUGGUUCGAGAUAAGCUGGAGGAAAUGAAAAUUGAGGCUAGGAUAGAUGAGGAAGCAUUGAUGUUGCCCCACUGUGCAAGGUUUAUUUUGGCUGAGAGGCCUGCAUGUUUUGGCCUGAAGGAGUUUGCACUAAUCACGGAUUUAAACUGUGUGUGUUAUCCCUAUGAUUCAAAAUAUGUCAAAGUGAUGGAGAUUUGGAUAUACGAAGCUUUUUCCACACUCAAUAGGGGAAUUGGUAAAUCAACUAAAGACCCACUACCCAUUCCCCAAUUGCUCAGAUGGCACGCCGUAAAAGAUGAUAAACUAAUCGAAGGUGAUUCAUAUUUGAACGGAUGGAGCACAAAGAGAGUACACCCAUACCUUAUCCCCACAGCCCAUGAAAUGAAGCAGCACUACAUGAAAAAUUUUAAAGCAUUCACGGAUGAACCGAAGAACACAUUCAUCGAUGGCUUGAAGGCCUAUAUGGAGAAGGUGAGGCUGAGGAGAGCAGAAAAGGAGAAACAAAAGAAGAGAGAUAAAGAUGAAGGUGUGCAGGUACAAAGUCAGCAUUCAGCGGCGAGGGUUGUCAGCGAUGACAGCGUCAUUAAAGAAGAACUCCUUGAGGCAACAGCUUUGAAACAGGUCUCGAUCAAAGAUGAUGAGGUGAUGAUCCCUAAAGUUGCAGCUGUUGUAGAGAGGGAAAAUCUCGAUGAAGGUGAUGAAGAGGAAGAAGAAAAAAAUGAAGAAGCUGUUGGUGAAGAAGAAAACAGAGCUAAUGGAUCAGCUGGUGUGGAGAAAGAGGAUUAUGACGAAGGCAAGAAGGAUGAAAAAGAUAAAAAUGAGAAAAGUAUUUGUGUAGAAGAAAACAAUGAAGGAGAUGGAGAGAAAGCAAAAGAGAAAAAUGCAGGAGAAGUAGAGAAAGAAGAGGGAGAAAAACAUAAAGAAGAAGGAAAAAAUGAUGCACCAGAAAAAGAAGGUAUCACGGAGAAAGAAAAUGAGAAUGAAUUUUCAAAAUUAGAUGAAUCUCUUAAUGAUGUUACUCAAGACAUCUACAAGAUGCAAGUGGAAAACAAAAAUGUUGAAUGUUUAGACAAUUUUUAA
Messenger RNA from Capsicum annuum, 1449 nucleotides. RefSeq names its product surface protein P113-like. The record is from RefSeq and is a predicted model, not a curated record. The coding region runs from base 1 to 1449 and encodes 482 amino acids. The transcript has 7 exons. Lineage: Eukaryota; Viridiplantae; Streptophyta; Magnoliopsida; Solanales; Solanaceae.